AUGUGCAACUGUCUCAGAUGUUCGGGGAAAUUGCAUCCAGCUGGCGCUGUUACUGAUUUUGGUAGCAUCCAGCUGGCGCUGUUACUGAUUUUGGUAGCUUUGAAGGUUGUCAAAGGCAAUGGCCCGGUGACUGAGGGACAAUGGAGACAUGUUAAGAGCCCACAAUUGAGACCUCACAGCGUCUCCAUAUUGGAGUUUGGGGCAGUUGGAGAUGGGCAGACAGUGAACACAGUUGCGUUUCAGAAUGCCAUCUUCUAUCUUAGGUCAUUUGCAGACAAAGGUGGUGCUCAGCUCUACAUUCCUGAAGGGAGAUGGUUAACUGGAAGCUUCAACCUCACCAGCCACCUCACCCUUUUUUUGGAAAAAAAUGCUGUCAUCAUUGGAAGUCUGGUGAGCUACAUUCCCUGUUAUUUUUUUUUGAAAAUGACUCGAAAUUCGUCGGUGUUCAAUUCUCCCCAGUUAUGUAAGAACCUCAAGUUAUUCAAUGGAAACAACCCAUUAGUUAACAUUAUUUUAUUUAUAUAAAGAUGCGUGUAAAAACAGUGAGAUAUUUCCCCUUUUUUGAGCCAAUUUACAGAGCUGUGUAUUAUCCUGGUACCCAAUGGGAGCAACCUCUUCACGUAAUAAGACGUCGAACACAUGAAAUGUGGAACAUCGUCACAGAGCAGAUGGACGCUUUACUUAGAAAAGACAACUCGAGAAUGUUAUCACUUGUUUAAGUGACUCAAAAGGCACAUUCUUGAUAUUUUCCUUUUUCAAGAAAAGAUAUUAAAUAACACCUUCCUAGGUGGAUUAAGAAAUGGAACUUUCAGUGAGGGCAAUGAAUGUGAAAAUUAACAUAUUGAAAAAAUAAGCAGAUUGCGGAAUCUUUUCUUUCUCUUUCCUUUUUCUUUAUCACUGGAUCCUCGCCUGGGGGAGCUUAUUAUCAGAUUAUUUUGGUCAUGCAUGAAAUAUCAUCACUUGAGUUCGGAUAUUGCAGAUUUAUUAAUUUGUUUCUAAUUGUGACAGGAUCCAUCCUUUUGGCCUGUAAUUGAGCCCUUGCCCUCUUAUGGUCAAGGUGUAGAUCUCCCUGGUGGAAGGCAUCGAAGCUUGAUAAGUGGCCAUAACUUGACAGACGUGGUGAUAACAGGCACUGAAUUUUACUGCCACUCUUCUUCGUUUUUUUCAUUUAUCCUGUUACCAGAACUGUUUUUACCAUCCUUCCAUAUGGGACUCUGACACUCUGCUCACAUUUCUGCUACAGGUCAAAAUGGAUCCAUCAACGGUCAGGGUUCAGUUUGGUGGGACUGGCUCGUUUCUCACUCCCUAAACUAUAGUCGACCACACCUCUUGGAACUUGUGAACUGCAACGAUGUCACGAUUUCGAACUUGACUCUACUCAAUUCUCCUGCGUGGCAUGUUCACCCGGUCUACAGUAGGUGGGUAGGUCAAACCCAGUUGGCUUGGGGGAUAUGUCUGAUGGGUUUUCCCUUUCUUGAGAACUUGCACUAAAUUCUUCUGUCCUCUUCUUUCAGCAACGUGCACAUUCAGAAUAUAACAAUAUAUUCUCCGCCAGACCACUCUUUGACAAAUGGUAUAGUUCCAGGUUAGUGAGAUUCCUUCUAAUCUUCCUCUGUAAAAUAGCAUCUGAGCAUUCAACAAUCCAAGCGUACUACUUUCUGCUUUAAAAUAGUAUCAGCGUCUUAGAUCUAAGAGCCCUUACCCUGCUUCUGCACAUUGUAUGCGGAUUAUGAUUUUGAUUUUGAUUAAUGUUCUUCUUGUGGAUAGGAUUAUGAUUUAACUUUUUGUAAGACCAUGCCACUACUGAACCUUAAUCCCAGGUUGAGCCAUAAUCUAUCUAGGGUUUCAAAUUGUUGAACCAAGCUAUCAUCUUCCGCACACAGGCCAGAUUCAUGGAUACCAUGACCUAUAUGAAAAACUUGCGGGUACUUUUGGUUCCAGACACCUAGAGACGACGUACUCUAUUAUUUGUGGGCCUUUCUAGGAGGAAUUUACGAUUCUGCUUGUUCCCUUUCAAGCCCGGAAUGAAAGAUCUUCCUAUUUUUAUCAUGAAAUAAAAGGGCUAUUCUUGUCGUGAAAUAUCUUGCUAUUUUUCUUCAGAUUCAUCCUCCGACGUGUGGAUUGAGGACUGCACAAUUACCGUAGGACACGAUGCCAUUGCUUUGAAGAGCGGCUGGGAUGAGUAUGGCCUCUCUUAUGGUAAGCCCGUCUCUAAUGUCCACAUCAAGAGGGUCCACCUGCGGACCUCCCUCGGAUCUGCCCUUGCAUUCGGCAGUGAGAUGUCCGGCGGCGUCACGGACAUACACGCCGAGCACAUCCACAUCCGUGAUUCCUUCACCGCCAUACAGCUGAAGACUACCCCGGGCAGAGGUGGCUACAUGAAAGACAUCAUCAUCUCCGACGUCGACAUGGUGAACGUGCACACUGCAAUUCACUUCUCCGGCCAGUGUGGAGCACACCCAGGUGAUCACUUCGACCCAGAUGCCGUCCCGGCCGUUCACGGGGUGACCCUCAAAAACAUUGUCGGCGAGGGCGUAUACAUGGCUGGAAACCUCUCGGGGAUAGACCACGACCCCUUCACAGAGAUCUGCCUCUCGGAUAUCUCCUUCUCCGUGACCUCCACAGUCCCUUGGACCUGCUCCCAUGUGCACGGUUCUUCUCAGUCGGUUUCCCCUCAGCCCUGCCCUGAGCUCCGAGACCCAUACUCAAACUCCUCAGCCAUCUGCUUCGGCGACGUUGCAGCAGCCUAG
Messenger RNA from Spirodela intermedia, 2750 nucleotides. The record is from the annotation of a GenBank genome assembly. NCBI's taxonomy places the organism in Eukaryota, Viridiplantae, Streptophyta, Magnoliopsida, Alismatales, Araceae.